GUUCACUACUGUUAGAAUCGAAGAUAAAUCCAAAUACUGCAUAUCAAAAACAGCAGGACACCCUGAUUGUUUGGUCAGAAGCAGAAAACUAUGAUUUAGCACUGAGUUUUCAAGAAAAAGCUGGCUGUGAUGAAAUUUGGGAAAAAAUCUGCCAGGUUCAAGGUAAGGAUCCUUCGGUGGAAGUCACACAGGACCUUAUUGAGUCAGAAGAGGAACACAUAGAAGAAAUGCCUGAAACGAGUCCUUUGAUCGACCUUCCUACUUGUGAACUCAACAAACUUGAAGAGAUUGCUGACCUAGUUACCUCUGUUCUCUCCUCACCCAUCCGUAGAGAAAAGCUAGCGCUGGCCUUGGAGAAUGAAGGCUAUAUUAAAAAACUAUUACAGCUUUUCCAAGUCUGCGAGAAUUUAGAGAACACCGAAGGCUUACAUCAUUUGUAUGAAAUUAUUAGAGGAAUUUUGUUCCUCAACAAAGCAACUCUGUUUGAGGUGAUGUUUUCUGAUGAGUGUAUUAUGGAUGUUGUUGGAUGCCUUGAGUAUGAUCCUUCUUUGGCUCAGCCAAAACGGCACAGGGAGUUCUUGACCAAAACAGCAAAAUUUAAGGAGGUUAUUCCUAUAACAGACUCUGAACUCAGGCAAAAAAUCCACCAGACUUACAGGGUACAGUAUAUUCAGGACAUCAUCUUGCCGACACCAUCUGUUUUUGAAGAGAAUUUUCUUUCUACCCUCACUUCCUUUAUUUUCUUCAACAAAGUUGAGAUUGUCAGUAUGUUGCAGGAAGACGAGAAAUUUUUGUCUGAAGUUUUUGCACAAUUAACAGAUGAAGCUACAGAUGAUGACAAACGAUGUGAAUUGGUUAACUUUUUCAAGGAAUUCUGCGCGUUUUCUCAGACGUUACAACCUCAGAACAGAGAUGCAUUUUUCAAAACUUUAGCAAAGUUGGGAAUUCUUCCAGCUCUUGAAAUUGUAAUGGGAAUGGAUGAUCUGCAAGUUAGAUCUGCUGCUACAGAUAUAUUUUCUUAUCUAGUAGAAUUUAGUCCAUCCAUGGUCCGAGAAUUUGUAAUGCAAGAGGCCCAGCAGAGUGAUGAUGAUAUCCUCCUCAUCAACGUGGUCAUUGAGCAGAUGAUCUGCGAUACUGAUCCUGAACUUGGGGGAGCUGUUCAGUUAAUGGGGCUCUUGCGUACUCUGAUAGAUCCAGAGAAUAUGUUGGCCACAGCUAAUAAAACAGAAAAAAGUGAAUUUCUCAAUUUCUUCUACAACCAUUGUAUGCAUGUUCUUACUGCACCGCUUCUGGCUAACACAUCAGAAGAUAAAUGUGAAAAAGAUGCAGUAGUUGGGUCUACUAAGGCUAAUACCAUUUGUCCUGAUAAUUAUCAAACAGCACAACUACUUGCCUUAAUUUUGGAGCUGCUUACUUUUUGUGUGGAACACCACACGUAUCACAUCAAGAAUUACAUUAUGAACAAAGAUUUGCUAAGAAGAGUACUGGUCUUGAUGAAUUCAAAACACACAUUUCUGGCCUUGUGUGCUCUUCGCUUUAUGAGGAGGAUAAUUGGCCUAAAAGAUGAAUUUUAUAACCGUUAUAUCACCAAGGGAAAUCUGUUUGAACCAGUUAUAAAUGCUCUGUUGGAUAAUGGAACUAGGUACAAUCUGCUCAACUCUGCUGUGAUUGAGCUGUUCGAAUUCAUCAGAGUGGAAGAUAUUAAGUCCCUUAUUGCACAUAUAGUUGAAAACUUUUAUAAUGCACUUGAAUCUAUCGAAUAUGUUCAGACAUUCAAGGGACUGAAGACAAAAUACGAGCAAGAAAAAGACCGACAAAACCAGAAACUGAACAGUGUUCCAUCUAUAUUGCGUAGCAAUAGAUUCCGCAGAGAUGCAAGAGCCUUGGAGGAGGAUGAAGAAAUGUGGUUCAAUGAAGAUGAAGAGGAAGAAGGUGAAGCCGUUGUACCUCCAGUUGAGAAGUCAAAGCAAGAGGAUGAUUUUCCAGAUAGCUAUGAAAAAUUUAUGGAAACUAAAAAAGCUAAGGAGAGUGAAGACAAAGAGAAUCUUCCAAAAAGGACUUCAGCUGGGGGAUUCAAAUUCACUUUUUCCCACUCAGCCAGCGCAGCCAAUGGUGCAAACGGUGCAAACAGUAAAUCCGUGGCAGCUCAGACGUCACCAGCAAGCUCCAACGGCUCCUCUUCAAAGAACGCAACCCUGACCACAGCGGUGACAGCCACGAAGGGAAGUCUAGUUGGCCUAGUGGAUUAUCCCGAUGAUGAAGAUGAUGAUGAAGAGGAGGAGACAUCUCCAAGGAAAAGACCUCGUCUGGGUUCAUAAAUGAAACCAAAACUUUGGAAUAAAAACUUUUAUUAUGGGGUUUCAAAUGCUGCAACUGUUUUAAGAGCUAAAAAGAUUCUGAUGCGGAAAGCUUUCUCCCAUGAGUAUAUAAGAUAAUACAAGGAGUAGCAAAAGAAACUCAGUGUAUCAGCUAGAAAGGGUUAGUUCUGUAAACACAAAGCUCCAAGGAACUUAAUAUCUUUCUAGUUAAGUAAGGAGUCUGCCAUUCAGGCUGUCAAAAAAAUUAAAAAUUAAAAAAAAAAG
Messenger RNA from Fulmarus glacialis (Northern fulmar), 2582 nucleotides. It is a transcript of the gene PPP4R3B, whose product is annotated as SMEK homolog 2, suppressor of mek1 (Dictyostelium). The record is from RefSeq and is a predicted model, not a curated record. The annotation marks the transcript as partial. Lineage: Eukaryota; Metazoa; Chordata; Aves; Procellariiformes; Procellariidae. Gene Ontology annotation, biological process: protein dephosphorylation; DNA damage response. The transcript is spliced from 15 exons. Gene Ontology annotation, molecular function: protein phosphatase activator activity. Gene Ontology annotation, cellular component: protein phosphatase 4 complex; nucleoplasm.